GAAGUCCCACAUCAAGUCUCUCAUUAACACACAAACAAUAGCAUAAUGGACAAUUUCUAUGAAGAGCUUCAAGAGCCAGUGAGUCCUCCAGGACAAUAUUUCAGCAGCUCAGUGUUUUGUUCCUAUGUUUUUAGCUUUCUGGAAAUAGCAAUUCCAAUUGAUGACUUACCAGCUAUAACUUUGCUUAAGGAUGUCUUCCUCCCUAUCAACCCACGCUUCUCCUCUAUCAUGGUCAGAGACAGAGAUGGUAAAAUGAGAUGGAAACGGGUUGAAGUGAAGCCUGAAGAGCAUGUAAAGAUUCCAAUAUUUCCUGAAAACACUUCAUCUGAAUUAUAUGACCAAUAUCUUAGUGACUAUGUGUCAAGGAUUCUAACAGAAAGAACACCUCAAAACAAACCACUGUGGGAAGUCCAUGUCAUCAAGUAUCCAACAAGCAAUGCUGCUGGCACCAUAAUUUUCAAACUUCAUCAUGCGCUUGGAGAUGGUUAUUCCCUCAUGAGUGCUCUUCUUUCUUGUUUACAAAGAGCUGAUGACCCUUCUCUUCCACUAUCUUUUCCUUCAAGAACACAAUCACAUUCACAAUAUGCAAAGAAAAGCUUGUUUAAGAAGUUACCUUCAGUUAUCUCCUCCUUUUUUAGCUCCAUAUCAGAUUUUGGGUCCAGCUUAAUGAAGGCAAAAAUGACUAAAGAUGACAUAACACCCAUAAGGUCUGGAUAUGAAGGAACUGACUCUCAGCCUUUUACCUUGUCAAGCAUAUCAUUAUCUCUUGAUCAUAUCAAAGGAAUCAAGUCAAAGCUUGGAGUGACAAUAAAUGAUGUGAUUUCCGGGAUCGUCUUCUAUGGGAUUCGGCUUUACAUGCAAGAGAUUAACAAGAAGACAAAAUCUUCCAAUUCCACAGCUGUGGUAAUGCUCAAUACAAGAAAUAUUAGAGCUUACCAAUCAGUCAAGGAAAUGCAAAAACCUGAGGCCAAAGGUCUUUGGGGGAAUAAAAUUUCUUUCUUGCAAGUAGCAAUACCUAAGCUAAGCCAAUCAAGAAUCUCCAACCCUCUUGAGUUUGUUUGGAAUGCCCGUAAACUAAUCAAGAGGAAGAGACGUUCUUUCAGUGUUUAUCUCAUAGGUUUGUUCUUGGAUCUUGAGAUGAAAUUAAGAGGACCCGAGGCUGUAGGUAAAACACUCUACAACACUCUUGGGAACUCUAGUAUUGUUAUCUCAAACAUACUUGGGCCAGUAGAACAAAUGGCUUUGGCAAAUCAUCCUAUAAAAGGCUUGUAUUUCACCAUGACUGGUGGACCUCAGAAUGUAAACAUUACAAUUAUGAGCUAUGAGAGAGUAUUAAGAAUCACCUUGAGAACACUAAAGGGAUUCAUAGAUGAACAGAAAUUCAAGGGCUUUGUGGAGAAGGCCUUUGAAGACAUAUUCAAGGAAGCUAUGGAGAUCUCCGAGAUACCCAACAAAAAUUAAUUGGGACAUAUUCAUACAUAAUUCUACGUACAGAUAUAUGUUGAAGCGAGAUUUGGGAUGCAAAUAACAGGAUAUUAAUCAUUAAUCCAGAGAGAGUCACAUUAAUAAUACAUAGCUGCUUAAUUAUUGUAAUUGAGUUUUAGAAUAAGAAUGUGUCUUUUAGACAAGGAAGAUGGAGAAAUCCAGUGUAGCUUCUCUAAAAUACAGUUUCUAUCACUUUCCAAAAACUUGCUCCGUACAAUAUUGUUUAUUUUAGUGUGGAAAUUUUCUAUUUAAAUGAAACAAUUUUACAUUUUAUUUAGUCAAGUGUAUGUAUUAUGGCUGAGA
Molecule: messenger RNA, 1788 nt
Organism: Gastrolobium bilobum
Lineage: Eukaryota; Viridiplantae; Streptophyta; Magnoliopsida; Fabales; Fabaceae
Product: wax ester synthase/diacylglycerol acyltransferase 4-like
Exons: 5
Coding region: 46-1461 (471 amino acids)
Biological process (GO): triglyceride biosynthetic process
Cellular component (GO): plasma membrane
Molecular function (GO): diacylglycerol O-acyltransferase activity; long-chain-alcohol O-fatty-acyltransferase activity
Source: RefSeq, a predicted model, not a curated record